CAUCUGCCUACUUUAAUUUUUUUCGGCGUUAGUAAUUUUUUCUUUAAUAUAAGUUGUUAUUUAAUUGUGUCAGUACGAUUGUUGCAUUGAUACUAAACAGAUAACGUGAAGAGUGAGAUAAAGCUGUGAUUUUAUUGUAUUUCCAUAUUGAAAGCUCCUUGGUAUUUAUACGCCGGUUCACGUGGGUUUGAAAAGUUGAUUGAUUUUCUGAUGUCGGCCACGGUGAUUUAUUUCUGCUGAUAUAGUACGUGGUGAAGUCAAAGCAAACAAUGAAUAGCGGGGAUGUGGACUUCUCCAAGCAAUUGCCGACUAUAGAAAGAAUACAAGUGUACGGAAUAAGAUGGAUAGUGUUAGGAAUAUUUGUCUUCUAUUCUGCUGUAAAUGCCAUGCAAUGGAUACAAUUUUCGAUUAUAAACGAUGUGGUGGUUAAAUACUAUGGGAUAUCUUCAAUGUGGGUAGAUUGGACUUCCAUAAUAUAUAUGGUUUUAUACGUUCCGUUUGUUUUUCCUGCCAGUUAUUUAUUAGAAAAAUUGGGGCUGCGAAAAUUUGUGAUAAUAGGUAUGUUACUAACAUGCAUAGGCUCGUGGAUUAAAGUAGGUGCAGUGCAUCCAGAUCGUUUUUAUAUAGCUUUUAUUGGACAAACAGUUGCUGGUUUCGCCCAAAUUUUUAUACUGUCCGUACCUGCUAGAUUAGCCGCUGUUUGGUUUGGGCCUUCCCAAGUAUCUUCAGCUUGCAGUAUAGGAGUUUUUGGAAAUCAGUUGGGUGUUGCGUUAGGCUUCCUAUUACCUCCAAUAUUUGUAAGUGCUGAUUCAACUAUUGACCAAAUGACACAUGAUUUUUAUGUUAUGUUCAUUUCUGUCGGUGCGUUCACCACACUACUUCUUGUGAUUAUUAUUUUGUUUUUUAAAGAUAAACCACCGACUCCACCAUCACAUGCUGCUCUUCAACAAGAAUCAGAAACGAUCGAUUUUAUGAAUUCCUUAAAAGAUUUGUGUAAAAAUAAAUCUUUUGUGUUUUUGUUGGUGGCUUACGGAAUAAACGUUGGAGUAUUUUACGCAAUCUCUACUCUUCUUAAUCAGAUUGUAUUACUAUAUUAUCCAGGAGCAAGUGCAGACGCUGGCCGAAUUGGACUUGUCAUUGUGGUAGCUGGUAUGUUAGGAUCUGUUUGUUGUGGCAUUAUACUUGACAAAUAUCAUAAAUUCAAGGAAACCACAUUGGUAGUAUAUGGAUUUUCUCUUGUUGGUAUGGUCAUAUUUACCUUUACUAUAUCUAAAGGAAUUUAUGUUGUGUACAUAAUAUCUGGACUUCUUGGAUUUUUCAUGACUGGCCUCCUACCUGUAGGCUUCGAAUUGGCAGCAGAACUUACCUACCCAGCUCCAGAAGGUACAUCGGCAGGUCUCCUGAACUGCGCGUGCAAUCUCUUUGGAAUCGCAUUUACCAACAUUUACUCCAUCAUCUUAAACCACGUUGGUGAUCAAUGGGCGAAUAUAUCAACCAGUAUAGCUUUAGUCCUAGGGACAAUUCUGAUAGCCUGUACUAGAUCGGACUUAAGGAGGCAGGCAGCACACUCUGAAAAGAAUGACGAGUUUUCUAACGAACGUCAGAGGCUUCUCAUCAACCAAAGUGAAGAUAUAAACUAUACCGAGGAGAUUUAGCUUCUGUCAUUGUCUAUGCACUGUUUAUAGAUAAUAUGAAGACCUAUACCUAGUGUAAAAUUGUGUAUAAUUUUUUACACAAAGAAUAGCAGCACACGAGAUGAAUUUAUAUUAUAUAUAUAUAUAUAUAUAUAUAUAUAUAUAUAUAUAUAUAUAUAUAUAUAUAUAUAUAUAUAUAUAUAUAUAUAUAUAU
This is a messenger RNA of Diabrotica virgifera virgifera (western corn rootworm), 1848 nucleotides long. RefSeq lists its product as uncharacterized. The record is from RefSeq and is a predicted model, not a curated record. Gene Ontology annotation, molecular function: heme binding; heme transmembrane transporter activity. NCBI's taxonomy places the organism in Eukaryota, Metazoa, Arthropoda, Insecta, Coleoptera, Chrysomelidae. Bases 270 to 1655 code for a protein of 461 amino acids. Gene Ontology annotation, cellular component: membrane. Gene Ontology annotation, biological process: transmembrane transport; heme export. The transcript is spliced from 11 exons.